AUGCAAGUUUUAGAUCUUUCAUUCUUCAAUAUUUUUCAACUCAUAAUAUUCUUGUUCAAAUGUUGGUUAUUUUAUGGUAAAGGAUGUUUGAUAAUAUCUUAUUAUUAUUUGAAUAAUGUUUUACCUAAAGAAUAUGCUAGUGGUCAUUUUUCAAGACUAGAAAUAUUUGAAUUGAAAUUUGUAGACCCAUUGGCCAAUUUAUUAUGCAUCAAUGCAUUAAAUAAUCAAUUAUGGAUGAUUUUGAAUAACUUGUCUGGAAAGCACAAUUUAAUCAACACUAUAGUGAGUGAUAUUCAAAGGUUCAAUUAUGAAUUGUACCAAAGCGUUGGUCAUAAUCAGGUUAAAUCACCAUAUUUCCUUAAUUUUGCAUUGAAUUAUUUCUGCCAAAUCGAUAACCAACAAGUUUUCAAGAAUUAUAAACUAACCAAUCGAUUCAUGAAUUGGUUUAACUUGGAAUAUUUCCAAGUAAAUGAUAAAAUGAUAAAUUAUAGAGUUAGGAAAAGAAGCAAUCCUAGGUCUAACAUCUUUGAUGAAAAUUCACCUCAUCAAAACUCCCGUGGUUAUCAAACACCUCCACACCAUCAUUCCCCUCAUACCCUUUCCCCAAGUUCAAUCCAUUCAUUGAGUCCUCAAAUCAAUCCCACAAAGAUCGAUCGGUCAAUAAGUGAUAAUUUUCGAUUAGACCAACAUUUGAGAGAAAGAGCUGUUGUUGAAGUCAAAGAACAACAAUUAAAUGACCGGGAGAAAUCUUUAGGUCAACGAGAAAGAAUUGUUAACGAAGUACAAAGAGAAUUAGAAACUCCUAAUCGAUCGAGAUCAAAUUCAGGUUCAAGUAAUUUCAUGGGUCCAUCGAUUGAUCAAGUGUUGAAAAAUCCUGCUUUGAGUUCCAAGAGUUCCAGUUCAUUUAACUCUCCAAAUCCUCAACAGCCUGUUAUGGGAUUAUCGAAUCCUUCAAUAGUGAGAUCAAGAAGAGGUUCUAUGGAUUUACCUUACCCUGUAAACUAA
Messenger RNA from Yamadazyma jaroonii, 1005 nucleotides. The record is from the annotation of a GenBank genome assembly. NCBI's taxonomy places the organism in Eukaryota, Fungi, Ascomycota, Pichiomycetes, Serinales, Debaryomycetaceae.